AUGAAUCAAAACCCGGAAAGAAAUUAUCCAGGCGGAUUCGAAACUUGUACCUUUUUUGCCCCUACAAAUGAAGCUUUCGAGGAUGACCCUUUUGUCACCAAAGAUCGUAUGCUCUACCAUAUUUUGUAUGAAGAGAUUAAGGGUGAAGAGUUUUUUAAUGGUCAGCUCUUAACAACACGUUAUGAGAUAGCUGAGAAGCUUGGUGAUGGUAAAGUUGGUCAGAAAUCUAAAGUUGAGAAAGUUAUCGAAAAACUGGGACAGGAAGUAACGUAUGUUGGGAAUGGGAAAAUUAUCCAGACUGAUCUUCAAGCUGACAAUGAUUCAAUUGACCAACUGCAGAUUUUCACUUCCUAUCUUCGCAUUAUGGAUCUUGAUAAUAUUAUCAAAGUUGGAAACCAUAUUACUGUAUUCGCUCCAACAGACGAUUCAAUUACUAAAAAUCUUAAGCAUUUUGAGAGAGAAUUCCUUACCGGUAAUUGUGGUGGUGGUUACCGGGAUCUGGAUCGUCUUAUUAAACAUCAUUUACAUUAUGAGGAUGUCUUGUAUACGACAAAUUUUACUCGCGAAAAAUCAAAGGGUGAACCCCUUGAAGUUGUACGUGAUGAGAAUGAUGUUAUUCAUGUUGCAAAUGGCUUGAUCAGCUAUAAAGAUUUGUUAGCGCAUAAUGCCACCAAAUUUGUUUCUGCACUUAUCAAAUAUCGUUUACAUCAUUAUAUCGAAGAUUUAGAGACUCCUUAUACAAUUCUUGCCCCACAAGAUGAUUACUAUGACAGCAGUAUUUUUGAGAAUUUGGGAUCCGAAGAUUUGAAAUAUCAUAUUCUCCCCGGAAAAUAUAAAAUUCACGACUUUAAAGAUAAAAUGCUUGUCAAAACCGAAUUGAUAACUGAAGAACUGAGGAACAAAAGUCAAAGAAUUAGUGUCUCUGUUAAAUCAACAUGGGCCAAUGAACAAAAAGGCGAUAUCCUUCUUGCAUUCAAUGAGGUUUAUGUUAUCGGGGAUCCAGGUAUACAGCUUAGUAACUUUGUUUCGGCUAUUUAUGCAAGUGAUAUGUUAUCAACCGUUGAGUCAAGCAAAGGUGUCUCGGUGUUUGCUCCAACUAAUCUCGCUUUUAGCAAUCUUGAUCUUCUCAUUCCCUACUUUUUGAGCCCUUAUGGUAAAGAUGAUUUGCGUGAAGUUGUCAUGUUUCAUAUGUUGAAUGAUACUGUGUAUACUGAAGAUAUUCCCCAAGGAGAAACACAAUAUACCGCGAUUGAUGGUUCCCCGUUGAACAUUACGCGUAAUGAAGAUCAUAUUAAAGUUAAGAUCGAAAAUGGUACUGCAGAAGUUAUUCAGAGAGACAUUCUUACUUCAACAGGUGUCAUGCAUGUAGUCGACGCUGUACAAUUGCCACCAACAUUGCACAUCACAGUGGGUAAGAUUCUCAACGGGAUUGGUGCUACUAGCAUGUUGGAAGUUUUCAAAAUUUCAAAUCUAUCAGAAAUUCUUAGUGAUCCAGUAGAACCAUUCACUAUUUUUUCGCCCACUAAUGAUGCGUUUAGAAAAAUUAAUAUUACGAAAUUAAUGAAUGAUCCAGAUAGAGUCUCCCGCUUAAUCAGAUUACAUGUUAUACCGCGCAGUGUUGGCAAUCUAAGGGAAGGUAAAGAACUUAAUACUAUGUUAUCUGAUGACGCGAAACUAGUUGUAAGGAAAGAUAUCUUAUUUGGUGGUUACAAAAUAGAAGUUAAGGGUGGUUUCUUUGAGGAUAGCGCCAGGAUACUUGGCAAAGGUGUAGCUUGGAAUGGUGGUGCGGUAUACGAAGUUGAUAAAGUAUUAAAACCAGAACGUACUUUUCCGCAUAUUGGACGUCUGUUCUUUUUCGUUGUUUUAGGAUUAUUGGCAUCUAUAACUCUAUGCACAUUAGGUGGUUAUAUCUGGCACCACUGGUAUCUUUAUCGAAGACGUGCUGGAGCUGGAUAUACGCCAAUCGGUCCAACUGAAUAA
Racocetra fulgida is the source of this 1980-nucleotide messenger RNA. NCBI's taxonomy places the organism in Eukaryota, Fungi, Glomeromycota, Glomeromycetes, Diversisporales, Gigasporaceae. The record is from the annotation of a GenBank genome assembly.